Molecule: messenger RNA, 831 nt
Organism: Vespula vulgaris
Lineage: Eukaryota; Metazoa; Arthropoda; Insecta; Hymenoptera; Vespidae
Product: cuticle protein 67-like
Exons: 3
Coding region: 123-683 (186 amino acids)
Source: RefSeq, a predicted model, not a curated record
AAUAUGAAUAUACCCUUACUAUCUUAAGAUAUAUGAUAUCAAGUUUUCGGGUAAAAAAUGUACGAACUAUGUUAGACAGGUUUGCAAGGACUCGCGUAUAAAUAGACUGUCAGCUUCACAAUAUGCAUUCAAUUCCUCUCUUGUUCUUGAAGAGUAAGGAGCUGUACUUACCUAUCAUCAUGUUUAGGUUCUUGGUAAUUUGUGGAUGUCUAAUGGCCGUCGCCAGGGCUGGAGUUAUCGGGGGCGGUUUGCUAGCAGCUACCGCACCUGCAGCGCUCGCUGUUCAACCUGCUGCAGCUCUAUCUCUACCGGUGUCCACUGCUGCGGUCGUACCAACAAUCGCGACCUCCUCUUCCAAUAUUAUUCGGGGUAUCGGUAAUUUAGCUGCUAUCUCGGCGUACUCGAAGAGCGUCGAUACGCCGUUCAGUAGCGUCAGGAAAGCGGACGUCCGCGUUAACAAUCCUGGAAUCGUGACGGCUGCUGUCGCGCCCGCGCCCGCGCUCGCAGUGACAAAUACUGCUCUUGCAGCACCUCUUGCUACUGCCGCCAUUGCCGCACCUGGUCUACUAGCUCCUGGAUUGACAACUGCUCUUGCUGGACCAGCCUUAGCUGCAGGUCUAGGCGCACCUCUUGGUCUCAACGGUUUGGGUCUUAAUGGUUUGGGAGCAGUCAAGGUUCUCUAAAGACAUCGGCACAACAACCUUAAGCUGGUCGACCUUCCACAUCGAUCGCAUUAACAAUUUAAUACAUAUACGUACGUGUCACAGAAUGUAACGCUCCAACGAGAAAUAAAUAAAAAAAGGUUGAGAUGCCAAGCAAUGAAUUGAUCAA